Balaenoptera acutorostrata (minke whale) is the source of this 1991-nucleotide messenger RNA. It is a transcript of the gene GJA9, whose product is annotated as gap junction protein alpha 9. Bases 57 to 1601 code for a protein of 514 amino acids. The transcript has a single exon. Gene Ontology annotation, biological process: cell communication. Gene Ontology annotation, cellular component: connexin complex. NCBI's taxonomy places the organism in Eukaryota, Metazoa, Chordata, Mammalia, Artiodactyla, Balaenopteridae. The record is from RefSeq and is a predicted model, not a curated record.
AUUUAUCUGCCUCCUAUUUGAUGGGGUUCAGAGCUAAGAUGGCUGACUAAAUAAACAUGGGGGACUGGAAUUUCCUUGGAGGCUUUCUGGAGGAAGUUCACGUCCACUCCACCAUGAUUGGAAAGAUGUGGCUCACCGUCCUGUUCAUAUUUCGAAUGCUUGUUCUGGGUGUAGCUGCUGAAGAUGUCUGGAAUGAUGAGCAGUCUGACUUCAUCUGUAAUACAGAACAACCCGGCUGCAGAAAUGUAUGCUAUGAUCAGGCCUUUCCUAUCUCCCUCAUUAGAUACUGGGUUUUGCAGGUGAUAUUUGUGUCUUCACCAUCCCUGGUCUACAUGGGCCAUGCUUUGUAUCAACUGAGAGUUCUGGAGAAGGAGAGGCAGAUGAAGAAAGCUCAACUGAGGGGUGAACUGGAGGAGGCAGAGCUUGAAAUGCCUGGGGAUCGGAGGAGAUUGGAGGAAGAACUGCGUCAGCUUGAGCAAAGGAAACUAAAUAAAGCUCCACUCAGAGGAACCUUGCUUUGCACUUAUGUGAUACACAUUUUCACUCGCUCUGUGGUUGAAGUUGGGUUCAUGAUUGGACAGUAUCUUUUAUAUGGAUUUCAUUUAGACCCUCUAUUUAAAUGCCACGGCCACCCGUGUCCAAAUAUAAUUGAUUGUUUUGUCUCAAGACCCACAGAAAAGACAAUAUUCCUAUUAUUUAUGCAAUCCAUAGCUACUGUUUCACUUUUCUUAAAUGUUCUAGAAAUAUUCCAUCUAGGUUUUAAAAAGAUUAAAAGAGGGCUUUGGGGACAAUAUAAAUUGAAGGAUGAACAUAAUGAAUUUUGUACCACCAAGUCAAAACAAAACUUUGCCAAAUAUCAAAACACAUCUGCAAAUUCACUGAAACGAUUCUCUUUUGCACCUGAUUACAGUCUGUUAGUGGAAAAGCAAACACACACAGCAGCGUAUCCUGGUUUAAAUCCACCUGCAUUUCAGACAGAUCCUGAUAAUCACAGUGGAAAUGAUGACAAAGGCAUUUUGGAUGAACAGGAAACGCUACUUUCUGAGAUGUGCAUGCUUAGUACUACCUGUGGUCAUCUUCAAAACAUCAACUCAAGUAAUAAAGAAGACACUCACAAAAUAUCUGGAAAAGAAGUUAAUGGUAACCAGUUGAGGGGAAAAAGAGAAACUGAUGGCAAAGACAGCAAAAGGAACCACUACUCUAAAGGUCACUGUUCUAUUCCAGGUGAUGCUAUAGAUCUGAACAACCACACGGGGCAGUCACCCCAAACAGCUUUCUCUCUGCCAGCUAACUACACCUGGAAACCGAAAUGGCUUCGUGCUGCCUGGGGUCCCUCUGCAGAAAAUGAAAACCAGGCAUUACCUCCUAAAGGUAACCUCAAGGGCCAGCUCAGAGAGAGCACAAUCAGAACCCUUCCUCCUUCACAGGGAGACUUCCAUCCACUUGAUAUUCCAGACACUCCUGAUUCUUUGGGAGGGUUGUCCUUUGAAUCCGAGUUGGUCAGAACCUGCGGUAACCCUACUGCUUGUCCUCCAAAUCAUUUAGUGUCGCUGACAAACAAUCUCAUUGGUAGGCGGGCUCCUACAGACCUUCAGAUCUGAACAGCUGUUGGCUUUUAGACAUUCUGUGUAUUACAUUAUCAAAGAAGUAGCUUAAUGAUGGUCGAGCACAGAAAAAACAGAUAGGGCAGCUCUACAGACCAGCUGUUCAGACAGACAACUGCAAACCCAUCUAAAAAAGGGAAAAUGGCUCUAAUUCUGAAUUGGGAAGGAGUAGUUUCAAGUUCAAAGACAUAGAAUUACCAAGUCAGGACUACUUUUCUACAGGCUCCCUUCAGAAUAACACUAAUUUUGGGAAAAUCACAUGUCAGAAUCGAAGCUAAAUGGAACCAGGUUUUUCCUUGAAGGGAGCACAGCCUUCAGAGAUUGUUCUUAAUCUAUGUAAUUCCCUCUUUUGGUUAUUAAUCUUUUACUUCUGGACACUGAUUAAAC